AUGACAGCAGCAAGACUAACCAGAUGGUCGAUAUUCCUUAUGGAUUACGAUUACGAAAUAGCAUAUCGUUCGACCAAAGCCCAUGGUAAUGCAGACAUGCUAUCAAGAUUACCAGUUCCACACACUAAACAGGACGAAGAAGAAGCUAAGGAAGAGCUAGUCUUCAGUGUGGACAUUGAAGAUACCUGUUUAACUGCUAAGAAGAUCGAGAGUUACACCAAGAAAGACCCGAUUUUGUCAAAAGUGUUACACUACAUCAUGAAUGGAUGGCCGGACAAAGGCAUACAAUUCAGUGAAGAGAUGACAGCUUACUGGAACAGAAGAAGUGAAUUAUCUGUGGAGCUAGGAUGUAUAACGUGGGGUUGCAGAGUCAUUAUUCCCAGCAAACUACGAUCGACAGUGUUGGAGAUGCUACAUGUCACACACCUUGGGAUGAGUGGAAUGAAGACUCUGGCUCGUUCUUACGUGUACUGGCCAUGGAUUAACUCAGAGAUUGAACAGUUAGCCAGCACAUGUAAAAGUUGUGGUAAACAUGGGAAGAGUUUACCAAGUCUCACUGAACAUCCGUGGACCAAACCCACUAUGCCUUGGCAGCGCGUACAUAUUGACUACGCAGGCCCAUUCUUCAACAAAAUGUGGUUAGUUGUCUAUGAUGCUUACACAAGAUGGCCAGAAGUGAUAAAGAUGAACAAAGACACCACUCCAGCAGCUACUAUCAGAGCACUACGAGAGAUAUUUAGUAGAAACGGACUGCCAUUCGUCAUAGUAAGCGACAAUGGAACCAACUUUACCUCUGACGAGUUUGAAAAGUUCUUAUCAUCUAACAACAUCAGACACUUAAAGACAGGAACAUAUCACCCGAAAAGUAACGGUUGUUGUGAACGGUUAAUUGUAGGAACUUUCAAAUCUGCUAUGAAAAAGAUGAACGAAGAUUGUAAAGAUAUUCACAAGAAUUUAGCGAACUUCUUGAUCCGGUACAGAAACACGCCACACAGUGUAACAGGUACACCACCAGCAGAGGCGAUGUUUAAAAGAUCGCUCAGAUCCAGACUUCAUCAGAUUACCCUACUGGAUCAGCAGAAAGUUGGCAGCAUGGAUAUCGAGAAGGAGCAAGCAGUUCUUGAUUCUAGCAGAAUUCGAAACAGACAGUUUGAAGAACAACAAGACGUGUAUGUUCAACCACCUACAGCUAAAGACACAUGGAAAGAAGGUGUUAUUGAAAAAAGACUGGGCAAUUCCAACAUGUAUGAAGUACAGUUUGGUGGGAGAAAAGUUGUAAAACACGCAGAUCAGAUCAAGAAGAGACUGAGACCAAUGUUACAGCGAAAGAAACCAACUUUGUAUAGUCCCCCAGGGCUUUACUUUGAUGGGAAGGUAGGGGACAGCCUCCACUACCUUGGUGGAAAGAACGUGCUUCUGAAAGAGGACCGCUUGUCGUUGGUGGGGUACCCGGGGGAGAAAUGUUUGGGGGCUUGCCUGAUAAAUGUCGGUACAGGAAUCGGACAAUUCAACGGGUCUAUGGGCAAGGCCAUCGGGAAACCGGUGUGUGAGCGACCAAUAACAACAUUUCAGAGAAUUCCGUGCACCGGUUUCCCGAGGCUCCCUGACACCGUUCUCGCAACAAUGAGCGAGGACAGGAAGCAUUUAUACAAACUCUGUAUAUCCUGCAUGGACGGUACGAAUGUUAUGACAUAA
Molecule: messenger RNA, 1695 nt
Organism: Bolinopsis microptera
Lineage: Eukaryota; Metazoa; Ctenophora; Tentaculata; Lobata; Bolinopsidae
Exons: 3
Coding region: 1-1695 (564 amino acids)
Biological process (GO): DNA integration
Molecular function (GO): nucleic acid binding
Source: RefSeq, a predicted model, not a curated record